AUGGGCGGCGAACGGAGUGCCACGCCGAAGCUGGCUUCGAGCUAUCCGAUCCACGCUCCUGCCCCGGUGGGCAAGCGCAUCACCAGGAUCUACAAGGAGCGCAUCAACCAGUUCUACUCCCACGGACAAUGGGAGAAGCAGAAUCUCCUCGCCAUGAUGAACGAGGGCGUCGCCAGUGGAGAGUCGCACGUCAAACUCUCGACCUGGGCCGCGCCUGGCUUGACCCGCCCGCCUUUCAAGGACGCCGUCAAGGGCGAGUAUAGGCCGACUCGUGUUGGCGACGUCUUUGGCCCUUCCUGGGCGACGCAUUGGUUCAAGCUGGUCUUGAAAGUGCCCAGCGAACUCCGCGACAAGGAGCAUCUCGAGCUGCACUGGGAUGCCAACAACGAAGGCCUCGUCUGGUCGGAGGAAGGACAUCCCCUACAGGGUCUCACUGGUGGGGGCGAGCGUACCGAAUGGAUCUUGCCUUCUUCAUUCCGCGAUGGCAAGGAGCACACCAUAUACAUUGAGAUGGCUUGCAAUAGUAUGUUUGGUAACCCAGCAGGUGGAGACACAAUCCAGCCACCGGACCCCAAUCGCUACUUUCAGCUCGGCAAGGCUGAAAUCGUUGCUGUCAACCUCGACGCUCGGCAGCUGUGGAUCGAUACCUGGAUUAUCGGUGAUGCCGCGAGGGAGUUUCCCGAGGACUCGUGGGAGCAGCACAAGGCGCUGAACGUCGCCACCAACAUCAUCGACAGCUAUGUCCUCGGCGACAAGGAGUCUUUGAAGAAAUGCCGCAAGAUCGCAGAAGAGUACAUUGGAUCGAAUGUGAAUUCGUCCAAAGUGUACGAGACCGGCACGACCGCGCAGGUCUUCGGCAUUGGGCACUGCCACAUUGAUACCUGCUGGUUGUGGCCCUGGGCUGAAACAAAGCGCAAGGUUGCCAGAUCGUGGUCGAGCCAAUGUGACCUGAUGGACCGCUACCCGGAGCUCAAGUUCGCUUGCUCCCAAGCUCAGCAGUACAAAUGGCUCAAGGAGUACUACCCGUACGCGUUCGACAGAGUCAAGACAAAGGUCAAGGAAGGACGGUUCAACCCAAUCGGCGGCAGCUGGGUUGAACAUGACACCAACAUGCCUAGCGGAGAAUCCCUUGUUCGCCAAUUCUUGUACGGACAGCGGUUCUUCGAGAGCAACUUUGGCGAGCGCUGCAACACUUUCUGGCUACCCGACACCUUUGGAUAUUCGAGUCAGCUGCCUCAGCUCUGCCGGCAAGCUGGGAUGAAGCGCUUCCUCACCCAAAAGCUCAGCUGGAACAACAUCAAUAACUUCCCACACACGACGUUCAACUGGGUGUCUCUCGACGGCAGCCAGGUUAUUUGCCAUAUGCCACCCUCAGAGACGUAUACAGCGGAAGCCCAUUUUGGCGAUGUCAAUCGCAGCAUCAGCCAGCACAAGUCGAUGGAUCAAGACCACACCUCGUUGCUGGUGUUUGGCAAGGGUGAUGGUGGUGGCGGGCCGACUUGGCAACACAUCGAGAAGCUUCGCCGGUGUCGCGGUAUGAGCGACACGGUGGGCCGCCUUCCCACUGUGCACAUGGGUAACACAGUUGAUGAUUUCUUUGAUGAUCUCGAGAAGAAAGCGGACUCUCUCGUCACGUGGUACGGAGAGUUGUACUUCGAGCUGCACCGAGGCACAUACACUACUCAGGCGAACAACAAGCUCAACAAUCGCAAGACCGAGUUCCUGAUGCGCGACCUGGAGUUGCUCGCGACAAUCGCCUCUAUCAAGCACAAGUCCUACAAGUACCCGAAGAAGGAGUUUGACACCAUGUGGGAGGGCAUCCUUCUCUGCCAGUUCCACGACUGCUUGCCUGGCUCUUCCAUCGAAAUGUGCUACGAUGACUCGAACGAGCUCUAUGACGAAAUUUAUAAGACUGGCCGCAAGAUCUUCAAGGAAUUGUACCAGCUCUUUGGCAUGUCUCCUGACAUGACCGGCGAUGGACAAGCGAUUGCUCUGAACACACUGCCAUGGCACCGGAAGGAGAUCGUGGCCACCUCGCAGAACGAGAUCGGUAUUGCCUGUGGAAGCGGCAGCGUUCUGACCAUCAAGCCCUUCAAGAUUGCCGAGAAGCGUGCUGUUUCCGUCGAAGAAGUUUCCGAUGGCGUGUUUGUCAUGCAGAACGAACAACUUACAGCCACAGUCAAAGAUGGCUGCAUCACGUCUCUUGUAGACCGCAAGGUCGAGCGUGAGCUCAUCAAGGGCGGAAAAGCCAAUCAGCUUGUCAUCUUCGACGACAAGCCUCUGUACUGGCAGGCCUGGGACGUCGAGGUCUACCAUCUCGACACCCGCAAGGAGCUCCCCAUGGGCAAGAGCAGCAUUUUCGAGGACAAAGAGCACCGUGUCAGCGUGGUCACAGAGACUCGCAUCAGUGAGAACAGCACGAUCAAGACGAUACUGAGUCUUGACGCUGCCUUCGACGGUUAUCAAUCGUAUGUGGAGUGCACGGCCUUUGUUGACUGGCAUGAGACGAUGAAGUUCCUCAAAGUCGAGUUCCCUGUUGAUGUUCGCAACACGGAGGCAUCGUACGAAACACAAUAUGGACUCGUCAAGCGCCCCACCCACUACAACACGACCUGGGACAUGGCCAAGUUUGAGGUGUGCUGCCACAAGUUCGCCGAUCUGUCUGAGCGUGGUUACGGAGUGUCUAUUCUGAAUGACAGCAAGUACGGCUUCGCCACAUGCGGAAGCCUAAUGCGUCUGUCCCUUCUCCGCUCUCCCAAGGCCCCUGACGCACAUGCAGACAUGGGCAAGCACACAAUCCGCUGGGCGAUCUUGCCUCACAAGGGCGACCUGGGCGCCACGACUGUCCGGGCUGGAUACAACUUCAACAACCCUAUGAGGGCGGUGUCUGCCUCGGCAUCUUGCGACGUCAAGUCGCUAGCGGAGUUUCCCAUUAAGCUCACUGGCGACGACUCGCUUGUCCUCGACUGUGUCAAGCGUGGAGAGGACGACGAGGAUAUUUCCGGCGAUGCCGACAUCAAGCUGCCGAGGCGCAAGGGCAGAAGCGUCAUUGUGCGCAUCUUUGACAGCCUGGGCGGCCGCAGCACCGGCACUGUAAGCACGAAGUGGGACGUCAAGAAGGUCUACAAGACCAACAUUCUGGAGGAUGACGAGGAGGAGGUGAAGCUGAACAAGGACAACUCAUUUGAUAUCGUGGUGGGGCCGUUCCAGGUCGUCACGUACAGAUUGCAGCUCUGA
Molecule: messenger RNA, 3237 nt
Organism: Microdochium trichocladiopsis
Lineage: Eukaryota; Fungi; Ascomycota; Sordariomycetes; Xylariales; Microdochiaceae
Product: glycosyl hydrolase family 38 domain-containing protein
Exons: 2
Coding region: 1-3237 (1078 amino acids)
Biological process (GO): oligosaccharide catabolic process; mannose metabolic process
Cellular component (GO): fungal-type vacuole membrane
Molecular function (GO): alpha-mannosidase activity; carbohydrate binding
Source: RefSeq, a predicted model, not a curated record